AAUGAACACUACAGAAACCGUAAAAGUUAAGUCGGAUAAGGACUCUUCUACAGUGUCUAUGUCAGGAAGUGUGGCGCAUGGGAAUGCAAACAGUGGGGGUGGAGAGAGUUCGGGAGGGCUGAGAGAGAUGUGUAAAUAAGCACUCGAAGAUGAUUUUUAAGAGUUAUGAAGCGCAGAUAAGCUCAAACGAGACAUAUAAAUUUAAGAAGGCUUUGAUAAAAAGCUCGUAUAAAAAGAAGAAGGGUACUCCUGAAGAGCAACAGAAGCACUACCUCCAAAUCUUAUACUCAAUCAAAGACCUUAAAGACACAAUUGAGAGGGAUCAAAACAAAAGCAGUCUCAAAAAGAAAAGAGAAACCAAAAAGAACCCUCCAACACCUAAAAGGAAAGUAAAGGAAGUACAUAAGGAAGAGUUCAAGAUCGAAGAUCUCUCUUCAAGUCUUGAUACCAAAAAUAAAACUAAUACACAACAUAAAACGAAAGAAAUUAAGCAGAAAGAACUCAAAAGCUCAUCCAAAAGUGUUCGGUUCGAAGUUCAACAGGAGAGUUUAGAAUCGAAGGAGGAUCAGUCUGAUAGCCAAGAAAAGAAAGUAUCAAGGAAAUCCCAUAAAAGAGUUAAGGUAGAUGAAAAAGAAGAGGUAAAUCCUAACGAGCCUGUUGAAGAACGUAAAUGGAAUGACGGCAAACAUAGGAAAAUGAAGAACGGAGCAUUCACAGAAACAGAAGUCAUUAUUCUUAGAAAAGCAAUCUGUGAAUACGGACUCGAAAAUAACUUCUCACAAGAAGAUAUCAGAAAUCUAGUAAAUGAGAGUUCUAAAGAGAAAGGAUACUCUAGAGCUUGGGUCGAAAUUGCUAAAUCUCUACCCAAUAGAACUGUUUAUGCAUGUCAGAAGGCAGCUAAAAGGAAAUUUAGUAGUAACAACUAUAAAGGAAAAUGGAAUGAUGAAGAAGAAAUGCAUCUUGUAGAGCUUGCCAAAACAUUAGGAAAUUCAUGGACUAAGAUUGCAGAAGAGCUGAAUAGAACAGCUGAGAAUUGAAGAGACAAGUUUAGAGAACUUGGCGGUCUCUCCUCAGAGAAGAGAAAGAAAGGAAAAUGGAACUUUGAAGAAAAGCUAGAACUUAUAAAAAUUAUAGACUCAAUUACAAACGUUAGUUUUCUUAAAAGAGUCGGAUCCUGAAGGUUUAAACAAGCUGAAGAGAUGAAGGAAGGGGAACUAACCGAAAAGGAAGAAAGACUCCUCGAAAAAGGAUUCAAGAAGAAGAAAGACGGAAUUUUGUUCUAUAGAGAAUUUGAGUUGAGAGAUAUUGCAGAUCUUUUAAUCACCAAACCUGAAGAUGUCCCACUGAGUAACCUCCCAUGGGCAGAUAUUAGCAAAGAAAUCAAAAAGUCAAAGAUAGUUGGAGAGGAAUCUGGGUCCAUUAGAUCUUAUGAUGAUUGUAAAAAUGAGUGGAAGAAUGUGAUUUAUCCAGUUCUAUCUCAGACAUCUUGUAAGGAUAAGAGAGCAGAUAUUAAACUACUCACUCAUAUCAUUGAUUGAGAGUACGAUUCAGAUGUAGAAAUAGACUUUUCGAUUAUCGAAAAUGACCGUGACGAAAAACAUAACAAAACAAGAUGGGAUAUUCUGCUCAAGAAUUUGGGAAAUUCUAAAAUCCCUAAAACCACCACUGAAAAGGCUGAAAAACUGUUAGAAAUUAUAAAAAACAGAAAAAGAGUAACCCCAAAGCCUAAAGAGAGCAAAAAGCCAGUCCACCAACAGAUUGAAAUCGGUAAAUUUUAUGCUGAAUUCUACUAACUCAACA
This is a messenger RNA of Moneuplotes crassus, 1800 nucleotides long. NCBI's taxonomy places the organism in Eukaryota, Ciliophora, Spirotrichea, Euplotida, Euplotidae. The record is from the annotation of a GenBank genome assembly.